UUGUCCGUGCCCAUAACAGACGUUUGUCGAUCGGGCACCUUACCAGAAUACGUAUUGUCUACAGAGACCCUUGACAGCUCGUUCGUGCCAGCGGAUGCCAUACGGGCGCUUACGAACGGAGAUGAAAACCUUAGCGUUGUGCAGCACUUUGUACUGAAAGGAUGGCCUAAACGCUUGUCACCGUGUCACAAUCACCUUCAACCUUAUUUUUGCAGAAGACUGGAGAUGUCAAGCGUAGAAGGCCUGCUCUACUGGGGUCAUCGUAUCGUCGUACCCUGCAGAGCGCGAGUCGCCAUGCUCGCUGAGCUACAUCGGUCACACCAGGGUGCAUCUGCGAUGAAAAGACUGGCUCGGACGCUGUUCUGGUGGCCUGGGUUGGAUGGUGAGAUCGAAAGCCUUGCACGUUCGUGCAUCUCAUGUGUACAAGCUCAGCCAAUGCCCCAUCGACAGGUUCCUAUCUGUUGGCCAGAAAUGGGAACCAAAUGGUCAAGGCUUCACAUUGAUUACGCCGGACCGAUAGAGGGACGCAUGCUGUUGAUAGUCGUCGACUCUCAUACUAAAUGGAUUGAGGCACUUCCCGUCAAGUCGGCGACCACAGAAGUCACAAUUGCGCGGCUUCGAGAAUUGUUUGCGCGUUUUGGCUUGCCGCAAACAGUUGUAUCAGAUAACGGGCCUCAGUUUGCAAGUCAGCAGUUUUCCCAGUUCAUAACUGUCAACAACAUAACUCAUCUACGUAGUGCGCCCUACCACCCACAAUCUAAUGGUCUCGCAGAGCGUGCGGUCCGCACAAUAAAGGAUGGCCUUCUUAAGCACUCGAUGGUGAACGAUCUCGAAACAAAACUAGCGCGAGUGCUCCUAGGCUAUCGACGUACCCCACUGCCGUGCGGCAAGUCUCCUUCAGAGAUGCUGCUGACCUACCAAAUUCGUUCGCGCUUGGAUACUUGCAUCCCUUCUCUACCUCAAAGUUACUCGCAGCCUCCCAGAUUCCAGUCCGGCGACCAGGUGUGGGUGCGCAACUUUGGCCGAGGGGAGCGUUGGCGUCCAGGCAUCGUCAAGAGCAUAGAGGGUUCACGCCUUGUAACGGUCGACACUCCAGAUGGCCUAGCCAGACGUCACUUCGACCAAAUUUUCCGUCGCGUGCCUGUGUCACCCGUGACCCCAAAAGCGGAGGCGUCCGAGUCGCUUCAACCCAGCCCGGACAACAAGAGUCGGCCAACGUGAACGCCAGAAGCCCGGUGCAGCCUGGCCACUCCAGAAGCGAGUGGCGCUGCGCCUGUUCCUUCGACAACACCUCCAACAUCCGUCCCAGCCGAACAGGCUCUCUCUCCCCCAAGUCCGCCGGUCUUACGGAGGUCUACCCGACAACGAAGACCCGUGCAAAGACUGCAGUUUUAAAAGAAAGGGAGAAGUGAUAUGAAGUGCUGUGCCACACGUGUCAAACAUGAUUCGUUGUUUUUAUGUUACGUCAUAGGCAAGCAGCCUAUAUAUCUAGUUCGCUGUCGCUGAAAUAAAACAGUGCGGUACGUGCU
Dermacentor andersoni is the source of this 1529-nucleotide messenger RNA. Lineage: Eukaryota; Metazoa; Arthropoda; Arachnida; Ixodida; Ixodidae. The record is from RefSeq and is a predicted model, not a curated record.